This is a messenger RNA of Cryphonectria parasitica EP155, 2328 nucleotides long. RefSeq lists its product as uncharacterized. The transcript is spliced from 7 exons. The record is from RefSeq and is a predicted model, not a curated record. Bases 1 to 2328 code for a protein of 775 amino acids. NCBI's taxonomy places the organism in Eukaryota, Fungi, Ascomycota, Sordariomycetes, Diaporthales, Cryphonectriaceae. Gene Ontology annotation, molecular function: oligopeptide transmembrane transporter activity. Gene Ontology annotation, biological process: transmembrane transport.
AUGGCCACCAAGGGCGAUGAGACCCCCACGGAAACCAACCCAGUUCGAUCUGAGAAGGGGAUUCACGACUCUCACGACGGUGCUGGGACUGAGCUUCUCAAUGGGCAUCUGGUCGAGCUUGAGGUCGACCUGGCCCGCGUGAUCGGCGAAGACGAUGUAGAGGGCGACUGGGAUGCCGACACGAGUCCUUUCCCAGCCGUCAGAGCGGUGGUUCCUGAAUAUGACGAUCCAGAGAUGCCAGUCAACACCUUCCGGGCCUGGUUCCUAGGUAUUGUGUUCGUGUUCUUGGGUGCCGGUGUCAACCAAUUCUUCAGCUUGCGCUACCCUGGAGUCCAUAUCGUUUCCCUGGUGGCUGAGCUGCUGGCCUUUCCCCUCGGCGUGGGUAUCGCCAACCUGCUUCCCAUCAGCCGUUUCAACCCAGACCGGCACUUCAACGUCAAGGAACAUGCACUGGUGACCAUCAUGAGCAACGUCUCGUUCGGGUUCGGUUCUGCCGACUCGACCAAUAUCAUCCAGGCGGCCAAGUUCUACGGCAUCUCCCUGCAGACUGGCUUCAGCGUCAUGGUGGUCCUGUGCUGCCAGCUGCUGGGCUACGGCGUGGCCGGCUUGAGCUCGAGAUGGCUAGUCGAGCCGGCAAGCAUGAUCUGGCCGGGCGUGCUCAGCAACGUGGCCCUGCUCAGCUCUCUGCACUCCAAGGCCAACGCGGUGGCGGACGGCUGGAAGAUCACGCGCAUCAAGUUCUUCAUGGUCGUCGGGGCGGCUGCCUUUGUGUGGUACUGGUUCCCCGGCCUGAUCUUCACGGGUCUUUCGUAUUUCACCUGGAUCUGCUGGAUCGCACCCAACAACAUUGCCGUCAACAACGUCUUCGGCAUGGUCACGGGCAUGGGGCUCUUCCCGCUGACGUUCGACUGGUCCAUGGUUGCCUACAAUACGAACCCGCUCCUCAGCCCGCACUGGGCAGCCGUGAACGUCUUCUUCGGCUUUGCCCUCUUCUUCUGGGUCGUCACGCCCGCCCUGUACUACACCAACACGUGGUUCACGGCUUACAUGCCGUUCUGCACCGCCGAUGUGUACGACCGCUUCGGGCAGGAGUACGACACGUCCCAGGUCAUGACGGGCUCGGUCUUUGACGAGGCCAAGUACAAGACCUACAGCCCCCCUUAUCUCCCAGCCACCUUUGCCUUUGUCUACGGCCUGUCAUUUGCCUCCAUCACCAGUGUCCUCUCCCACGUCUACUUUUUCCACUGGGACGAGCUGGUCCACGCCUUCAGGGGCACCUUGAAGCUCGACAUUCACGCCCGGCUGAUGAAGUCCUACAAGAAGGUUCCCGUCUGGUGGUGGUUUGCCAUCAUCCUGGUCGUCUUUGGCAUGUCUGUCGCCAUGACGGAGGUGUUCCACACCGGCCUUCCUGUGUACGGCAUCGUCCUGGCCCUCAUCAUUCCAGCUAUCUAUAUGGUACCUUGCGGAAUGAUUCAGGCGGUGACUAAUGUCGACGCAAAUCAAAUCAAUGUGCUGUCUGAGUUUAUUGGCGGGUACAUGUUCCAGGGCAAGCCUGUCGCCACUAUGCUGUUCAAGAUUCUGUCCACCGACGUGGUGGGUCAGGGCUUGUAUUUUGCUCAAGAUAUGAAGCUCGCACACUACCUUAAAAUCCCCUCCAGGACCCUUUUCUUCGCACAAGGACUUGCUACCAUCCUGGGCGCUUUGACUCAAGUUGGCGUCACCCUCUGGAUGCUUGGAAAUGUGGAGGGGAUCUGCGACGACGACCAGCCAAAUGGAUUCACCUGCCCGAAUGGGUUGACAGUGUACAGCUCUUCAAUCAUCUGGGGCUUGAUUGGACCUGCUCGGCUUUACAGUGCUGGAAAGAUCUAUUCUGGUUUGCUGCAUUUCUUCUGGAUCGGACUGAUCCUGCCGCCCAUCACUUAUUACCUCUGGAAGAAAACCAACUACGAGUUCUUUCGCAAGACCAACUGGCCACUUAUCUUCUAUCUAUUUUUCCCCCGUUGCUCAGGCACAUACAACGUUCCUCCUGCAACAGGUAUCAACUAUUCCAGCUGGUACAUUGUCAAUCUGGUCUUCAACAAGAUUAUCUUCAACCGCUUCCGCGCCUGGUGGACAAAAUAUAAUUACGUCCUUGCUGCUGCUCUGGACUCGGGCCUUGCAAUCUCCGGCAUCGUCAUCUUCUUUGCAAUCACGUACGGGCCUGGUAUCGAGUUCCCCUCGUGGUGGGGCAACGAGGUCUGGCAGAACACGGCGGACUACAACGGGACCCCGUGGUUGCCGUUGCCGUCGACCGGCUACUUUGGUCCUGCAAACGGAACAUGGUCAUAG